AGAGAGAGAGAGAGAGAGAAUCUGCUUACUUACUCCCAGUUUGCCUCAACUCCAGAAACUUAGCGUGUCUGCUUUCCUUUCCUUUUCUUAACCCUUUUUUUAAAUUUUUGUAGGGGCUCAAAGCUUUGUGGGUGAUUUCAGGAUUUGGAGUGUCUCAUCUGGGUUUUGUCAGAAAACGAGUGUGCGUUCAGUAAUUCAGGGACACAGCUAGCUAGCUACCUAGCUAGCCACUUUCCAGGUGGUUUUUCCUUGGCUCUUCAAGUUCCAAACCACAAUGGCUUACACACAGUAGACUGAAGCUGGUGUUUCUUUGGCCUCUCUCCCAAUGGCGCUGUUGUCCUAAUCUGAUGCUGCUGGGUUCGACUGACUUUCUGUAUCUCUGUCUUGAGUGCCAUGGCAUUUGGAUCAAAGAGAGCAUGGAAGUCAGUGGUGCCUCUCCAUUUGAAAGGCAAAUCUUCGCAUCAUUUUUGUUUAUUUCCGAAAGUAAAAUCAGCUGGUCAUGGUCCAGGCAACACACCAGUUUAUCUUAAUGUCUAUGACUUGACACCCAUGAAUGGCUAUGUCUAUUGGGCUGGCUUUGGUAUCUUUCACUCUGGUGUGGAAGUUCAUGGUGUAGAAUAUGCAUUUGGAGCUCACGACUAUCCUACUAGUGGCGUCUUUGAGGUUGAACCCCGGCAAUGCCCAGGCUUCAAGUUUAGGAAGUCAAUAUAUGUUGGAACUACAUGUUUGGAUCCUGUCCAGGUUAGAAAUUUCAUCGAACUUCAAGCUGCAAGCUACAAUGGUGAUACAUAUCACUUAAUUGUCAAGAAUUGCAACCAUUUCUGCAAGGACAUUUGCUACAAGUUGACUGGAAAGUCAAUUCCAAAAUGGGUAAAUCGACUAGCGAAAUUAGGUUCAGUGUUCAACUGUGUAUUACCAGAAGCACUCAAAAUCGCUGCUGUGCAAAAUGACCCAAAUUGCCAAGCAUAUGAUAGUGAAAGAAGAAGGCUGCGAAGUGCCUUCAGUUGCCUGUCUUCGAUCUCAACAAGGCAAAGGCAGUUGUCAACGUCUUCAUUGUUUCUACAGUCCCCCUUAAAAGGUUGCUUUCCGCCCUGGGAAUUAAGGCGGUCUAACAAUGGCUUAUUGAAGGAAAGGUAAGAUGAAGAUAAAUCUUUGAUCAUUGUCACAGAUUCAAGGCACCUCAUAAUAGCUGUAGACCUCCUAAAAAAAGGGCGUGCAUAGAGAGAAACAUUGAAGAGAUUUCAAAGGACCCUUCCAAAUCUCCCAAACAAGGGCUGUUUGGAAGGUAUCUGGCUUACAUAUUUCUAAGUUAGUGUUGAUCCAAGCUAUAUAAGCUUCAGGCGGGGGAAUGUGUGUUAUAGAAGGGCAUCUCUCUCUCAAUAGAUAAAUACUCUACCUGUAAGUGUGUAGUUGGCCGAAUCUGACCUAUUCAUUCAACAGUCUUUACACGCAGAGAGUUAUCAUUUUUGUUACCUUUAUGCUGAUUAUUUUGAAGUCGCUUAUGGAAUUUCAAGGAGUAACUCUCCCGUGAUAACAUGGACGAAUUGUAAAUUCAGAUGUCUUGAGUUUAAAAUUUAAUAACUCUUUA
Ilex paraguariensis (yerba mate) is the source of this 1588-nucleotide messenger RNA. The record is from the annotation of a GenBank genome assembly. Lineage: Eukaryota; Viridiplantae; Streptophyta; Magnoliopsida; Aquifoliales; Aquifoliaceae.